AAUCCCCAAACGGGAAAUUCUCCGACCGACCACAUCGAGUGCACGAUCGCCAGAUUUCGGCUCCGCGGCUUGCGGACAGUCCGCCCUCGCCUUCGUUGGAGGCAAACUGGUUCCCCAACUGAAAAUAAUCGAGAAGAGCCCGAUUUAGCGACUCUCGCUCAACAAUCCAGUCAAAGCCCUGGGUGUCUCUUGGCCCCGCCCCCAGCUUUCCGUCAGUGCGGGGAGGUUCUAUCGGCCUCUCCGGACAUCGCCCGACUUGACGAGGCAUACUGAGCACACUCGGCAGGGGUUAAGCGCGCCGACGUUGCUUGCAGCUUCCUGUCGACGAGGGCUUGCAUCCGCACGCGGCCAGGCUGACCUGUCCCCGACGUGCCCCUUCUCUCACGUACUCAGUGGCGACUUGUUCCUCCUGGACGAUACAAUGUCGGCCACAACGUUUUCCUACGCGCAAGCUGCGCGGGGUCAGACCGCUUCACAACCGAGUCCGCAACAGACUUCGAGCCCUGCCCCGUCGACGACUGGCUCUCAGGGAAAAGAUGACGCGUCUACCGGUGCCACGUCUGUGACAGCGCCCUCAGUUGCCACCAAUGGCGCCGAAGUUCAAGAUACUCAGAGGCUUGCAACCCAGGUGGAAGGUCCAGCGUCAAAGCAGGAUUCUGAGGCUUCUUCUGUUGUUGGCGCAAGCUCGUCUACAGCAUCCGUCGCGGAGCAGUCUGGAAAGACAGCCCAAGAGAACAGCACAAAGGCGACCGAUAUCACGGCCCAGUCCCAAGGCGAGGACAAGGGCUCACGCUCGACUAGUCGGACCUCCCGCGUGAACGACAACACGGACGGCAGGAGAGGUCGGAAGGGCAAGAAAGGUCGUGCGAGUGACAAGGAUGCACAGAGCGAACAACACCAGGAGGACGAUUCGGAGAAGGCGAAGGAGCCUGCAAAGCCCGUCAUUCUCACAGAAGCGCCCCCCCCUGCAGUCAACCCAUGGGCGAAACGCAUGGAAGCCCAAAAAGCAGCCGUCAAGGCCAAACUUGCCUCACCAGACGGACCGGCGCCCGGUAGCGAGCAGAAGCUGGCCUCAUCACAGGAAGAUGCCGGUGCGCGCGGCACAAGCCAGAACGGUGCGAAUGCGUCGCAGAAGAAGUCAGCUGAGGCAUCACGGCCUGAUCAGGCACCCCGCAAAAGCGGUACCCGUGGCAACCGGGCUGGCGACAAGGACGAGAAGAACCCGGUGUCGCUGCCUCCAGUCGCAGAUCCCUCGCUCUGGCCUGACCCCAAGGCCGCCGCUGCACGGGAGCCGCUUCCCCGUAAGCCGCACGAGAAGGGCGACACGUCUCAAAAGGAGGGCCAAGAAGAGGCUGGUCCUCCUCGCAAGAAGACCUGGGAGAAGCUUGAGAUUGUGCACUCUGUUGUCUUUGAGACCCAGCUCCCGCAACUUCGCGGCUCGAAACCUCGUGGUGGCGCGCGAGGCGGCCGUGAAGCUGGCUCGAUCAGGGGCAACCAUUCAGGUGCCGCCGGCGCCGCCGGCGCUGCCGGUACUGCCGGUACUGCCGGUGCAGCUGCCUCCCAAGCCUCCGCCGGCUCGAUGAGCGACAAGGCGCCUUCUCCCGGGGGCGCCACAGGUCCCAGGGCUGCAACGAUUCGUGCACGUGAGGGGAGCGUCCCUUCACGCUCGACAUCCCAGCCCCAAGCACCGCACCCCUCAAAGCGGGCCUCAAUUGAUGGGGCUUCCCGCGACCAGCGCAAGACCUCGGCUCCAGGAAACAGCACGAUCGAGCAUCCGCGCGAUGCGAACCCGGAUGCAUCAUCGCUGUCGAAGAGGGCUAGUGCAGUACGAGAUAUCCGGGCCGAGAGUGGACCGUUGAAUUUCGAGGCUGGGCAAGCGGCAGGCAAAACGCAACCCCAGGAGCGAAACAGCUUCCAGACCCGCGGCGACUACGCGAAAGACGGUCCGCACGGGCAACAAUAUCCUGCACGCGAGAACCGUCCGGAGCGUGGUCGCGGCGGUGGUUACCGUGGCCGUGGUGGCCACGCCGGCUCCUCGUCUCACAUGGGGUCUGCAUCGUACGUCCCCAACGGACACUACCCAGCCCCUGCCGGCUUCCCAUCCCGCCAGGCCUCCAGUGCGCACAGCCCUCCGCCUUUCUCCGGCCAGUUCCCGGCGGCUUUUGGCCACCCCACGAGAGGCAGGGGGAGCAAGUGGGCUGGCUCUGGUCAGUCAGCUGCGCGCAACAGUUCGGGCGCCGCUGGAUUCCCACUUAAGACUCCCCAGAUGGCCGAUUUCGCGGUGGGCCAGUACCCUCCGUACAUGUACUCGCCCAUCUACGAUCCAUCUAUCGCAAUUCUCAAAACCCAGGUUGAGUACUACCUCUCUGUCGAGAACCUGUGCAAGGAUUACUACCUCCGUCAGCACAUGGAUGGGCAGGGCUUCGCCCCUUUGUCGAUAAUUGCAGACUUCAAGCGGAUAAAAGCCGUUACUGAAGAUCUGGAGUUGGUUCGACUUGCUUGCUCGCUUUCCGAUCAGAUCGAGUUUGGUGUCGGUGACGAUGGUAUCGAGCGGUUGAGGAUUCGCGACAAGUGGAAGCACUUCGUCCUGCCUCCCAAUGAGCGCUUCGAACCUUAUCGCAACAACGGCCCGACGACCUUCACUCCGUAUACCAGGCCAGACGCCCAUUUCGUCGCCCCUUUCCCCGGCCCUAUUGUUCCUCAGCCGUAUCCGACUGCAGCUGGUGGCGCUUUCCCGGCGUUUUCUGAGGAGCAGAUGUUCCAGCCCCCCUUCGUCAACGGGGCUCUUUUCAACCCUGCCGUCAACGGCGCUGUGGUAAAUGGCCACCAUCAUGGCCCCGAGUCGCGGCUGUCUGCCGGUGUCCCGGAAUACGCGCCUCCUCAGUCUCCCGUUACGCUGGAGAGCAUGACCAACUUCUCCGACUCUCAGGUGGAGAACUUGAUCAUGGUUCUGAGCUACGAAGAGAAGGAGGGUUCGGGCUCUUCUGAUGCUGCCGGCGUGGCAGGUUAUGUCUCGGAGGAUCCCCACGGGAGCCCAAACGGCGUUUCUGCGCGCUCGCCUGACAUGCCAAGUGUCAACGGGGAGGCGCAUGAUGGGCCCGGCAAUGCGGAUCAACCCGAACGCGGGAUCGUCUGGCUUGAUACACAGGCGACUUCUUCUGCCGAGACGCAGACGGUCCGCAAACCUUACUCCGAGAUCCGUCAGGCGGCGCUUGAGCAGCGUCGGAACGCAAAGGCCGGCGAGACUUCCCGCUUGAUGCAGAAGCUUUACAAAUUCUGGUCGCAGAUGCUGCUCAACGACUUCAACGCCAAGGUUUACCAGGAGUUCAGAGAGCUGGCCCUCGAGGAUGCGUCGCGGGAGGCGCCCAUCAAGAGUGGGCUGAAGUACCUGCUUGAGCUUUACAACAGGCUUCUGUUUGACAACAACACCCGGAAGCCUUGGCCUCAGGGCCGUGCAGUGCCGGAGAUCUUGACGGCUCAUUACAACGAGGCUGUCGAGUUGGACCUCAAAAUUGGCGGCAAGGAGGUGACGACGAUCUGAAGACUUCUGAAGCCCAGCUGUCUCCGAGCCCGGCGAUCCCGUCCGACUGCUCCGCGACCCCGGUGGGGAUCAGAAGCACCACCUAUCUUCGUUUGACG
Thermothielavioides terrestris NRRL 8126 is the source of this 3639-nucleotide messenger RNA. RefSeq lists its product as uncharacterized. Gene Ontology annotation, cellular component: cytoplasmic stress granule; cytosol. Bases 422 to 3541 code for a protein of 1039 amino acids. NCBI's taxonomy places the organism in Eukaryota, Fungi, Ascomycota, Sordariomycetes, Sordariales, Chaetomiaceae. Gene Ontology annotation, biological process: mRNA stabilization; positive regulation of translation. The record is from RefSeq and is a predicted model, not a curated record. The transcript has 3 exons. Gene Ontology annotation, molecular function: RNA cap binding.